Molecule: messenger RNA, 3014 nt
Organism: Spea bombifrons (plains spadefoot toad)
Lineage: Eukaryota; Metazoa; Chordata; Amphibia; Anura; Pelobatidae
Gene: STOX1
Product: storkhead box 1
Exons: 4
Coding region: 147-2957 (936 amino acids)
Biological process (GO): positive regulation of transcription by RNA polymerase II
Cellular component (GO): nucleus; cytoplasm
Molecular function (GO): DNA-binding transcription activator activity, RNA polymerase II-specific; RNA polymerase II transcription regulatory region sequence-specific DNA binding
Source: RefSeq, a predicted model, not a curated record
UUGACACGCGAGGAGUCUUCCCCGCUGCUCGAGCUGUUCCCCUGGCACUUGUGUAAUUGAUACGCGUAAGGUUUCCCCAGGCGAGGGCUCCGGUUGCAGCAGUUUUCAGUAUCCCAUGCGCGGAUCGGCAGAGCUAUAGAUCCAGCAUGUCCCGGGAUAGGGUGGUGGAGUUGGCCCCCAGCUCCCUGGCCUUAGUGCUGAGCAGGGUGGACGUUACCGGGGAGGAAAGGGGCAGCCAGAUCUUCCAGGACUUCCAGGCUGCUAACGCGAGGUGCUUCUGGAACAGGAGGCUGGUCCGGGCCAUGUCGGAGGUAUCGUUCCAGGGCUGGUUGGAGAGCUGGGUGCUGCUGGUCCAGGGGCACAGCUCAAACCUGGAGGUGCUGAGGGAUGCCUGGGUCAGGAGAGCUCUAAGACCCCCGCGGGGUUUCCGUAUCGUAGCUCUGGGUGAUGUGUCGCCAGUACACAUGACUCCUGCCUCCCAGUCUCAGUUCAUUCCUCUGGCUGAAGUGCUUUGCUGUGCCAUUUCUGAUAUGAACACAUCUCAGACGGUAGUGACUCAGGAAUCUCUGUUGGAACAUCUGGUUAAACACUAUCCAGGAAUAGCAACUCCAUCACAGGACAUUCUGUACAGCACACUGGGAACACUCAUUAAAGAAAGAAAAAUCUAUCACACAGGCGAAGGAUACUUCAUUGUCACGCCACAGACUUACUUUAUCACAAAGAAACCAUCUUUGGACACUAAGUGCAUUGCAGCAGAGGAUAACUUUGUAUCACCCCCAUCUGUGACAUACCUCAUUAGUAUGGAGAGCUGUGUAGAUUUAACCAAGGUAUCCAACCAACCAUCAGUAUCCCACUGCAGGUCUUGUAGCUGCUUUUCAGAACAUUCUCUGCAUACCAUCCUAGGACAACAGUCAAUUAAUCAGAGCAGUGAAAAAGCCCAAAAGGUCAUCAAGGAACCAAAACCAUCAGUUCAACACCAAGCUACAUCUACGUCACGGGACUACCAUACAUGUGGAAAGUCCCAAGUUUCACUAAAAGAAAAGGAAAAGUGCAGUAGGAAAUUCGGUAUCAGUCUUUUUUGGCGCAAUGUCUCCAAAAAAGAAAAGAUGAAAAAGGAAUACUCAACCUUUUCUGCUCAAUUUCCCCCAGAGGAAUGGCCUGUGAGGGAUGAGGACAAUUUGGAUAAUAUUCCACGUGAUAUUGAACAUGAAAUAAUUAAGCGCAUCAACCCAGUUCUCACUGUUGACAACUUAAUGAAACAUACGUUGCUGAUGCAAAAAGCCGAGGAAAAGAAAAAAGUUUUUAGUAAAGGAACAUCAACAGAUAUAAUAAAAACCAAACAUGGACCUAACGUUAGAGGGAACUCCAAGAAGAGAAAUAGCCGGCUUUCGAAAUAUCACAGAAAACUGCAGUUAAACAAAGAGAAAAGCAGAAAGGACCCUUGUGCACUCAAAUCUGUUUGUGCCGUAAAGAAAGAUGUAAUGACUACAAAUGGUAUAAUGGUUAGGGAUACAGUGUGUCCCAUGCGUAAUGAGGUUACCAAGCAUGAUAUAAUCUAUAAAAAGCAAAUUAGCAAUCCUUUUGAGGGCGUUUUAGAUAGAGGUACCUCAAGCACAAAUGGGCGAAAGUCUUUAAACGAGAUCAGGAGAGCCAGCUCCGGAAAGCAAAGAGAUAAUCGGUCAAGGUCUCUGGAUUGCAAAAAUGACGGUGGAACUAGAUAUUCAAGUGGUGAAAGACACAAGAUGGAGUAUGAUACAGAGGAAUCUGUUCUAGAAGAGAUGCCACCUUCUGUUCUGGAUAAAGAUGACUUCAGGGAGUAUCCAGUCAACUACCCACAAUGUAGCACGUUGAGGAUAGAUGAUAAGUUUAAAAAUAACAAAGAGGGCCAAUAUUGUGAAGAAGCCAGUCAUGCUUUUGAUGAAUUUCAAAAACAGGCAUUAAUUCCACCAGAAACAAAUCCAGAACACGACAGAAGUAAAACAUUUUGUAAAGGGACUUGUGGGAACAAGACAGUAUCAAUCAGCGAUUCCUCCCAACAAACAAAUCACUAUAAAUGUGUCCCUGUCUCAAAAAGUACUGUGAGGACCAACAGUGGGGCAUUUGACAAGUUAGAGGCUAAAAAAUCAAGAAGUUAUUUAUCCAGUGGUUUAGAUGAAUAUACUGUGUUUUCUAGUUCUCAGAACCAGGAGCAUACAGGUAAAGAUCCAGCUAUAUAUGAAAACAUACUACAAGACGAUGAUGCUUGUAGCUCCGUCUACUUUGAAGAAGACACUGAUGAAAACAUCAAGAUGUGUCCAACAUUUGAAUCUCAAAACUUGGAUGCAGACAAUUGGGAUGUACACGAAGAACACAUUACAUCUGAAACUUCUCAAACCUGUUGGAACCAUAAAAUCUCCUAUACGUCUCAAAUGACAUCUUUGGAACCCUCGCAGGGAUACCAUAAUGCCGCUCUGCGCAUAAAUGUUUGUUCUGGUCAGCCACUGAAACAAUAUGUCCAAAAACAUUCUGUAGUAGAAGGCGACACUGCUGAACAUUUACAUACUGCUGAAAUAGUCGACGGCAGCAUAUUUGAUUACUGUAAUUCAAGUGAAGGCAACUCUAUGGCAGAGACGAUUCACACAUCUGUUAAUGGAAAUGAGGAAAAACAUGCCAUCUCAGGGCAGCAGCCAGAGGAAAUUAGAAAAUGUUUUGAGCACAAAGUGAAGUUAUUUAAUUCAAAAAGUGGUCCACUGGAAACAAACCAACUGGAGAAGAAUGAGAAUCAAAGCACCACAGGAGACAGCGGUAUUGAGUCCCCACGAACACGUAUAAGUCUUGCUUCCAACAACUCUGCCAUUUUGGAGAAGCUGAAGCAGAGAACUCUCUUGCAGAAUCUGGAAAUAAACAGCAAUUCCAGCAAAGAAGAAUUAUUAACAGCUAAUCAAUUAAAACAAAUCACACCUGCUGUGAAUGUAUAGUAGCAAAAGAGACACUUGCUGUAUUUAUACUCCUGUUGUACCUAUAUGUAUAUUUUU